AUGCGAGAAGUAGGCAAAAAUAACCACGCGGAUCUCUGGACAGCACUUCUGUAUGAAAAGUUCGGUGCCUAUGGUUCCUCACUGCCUCCGAGUGAUCUUAUCACAAUCCUGUCAAAUUACAAAGGCGUCGCCGACUACCCCGCGGCCAUAUUCGUCGAUGAACUACUCGCAGCCUUUCCCGAAGCUGCCGUCAUCUUGACGGUGCGAUCGGAAGAUUCAUGGGCAAAGAGUAUGAAGCAAACUAUCGUGCACUAUCUUGAUCAUCGGGUGAUUGACGAAACAACCCCCAUGGCGGUCAUGGCUAGAACUUACAGCAAGUUAUGUUGGGAUAACGACUUUGAGAAGAAUGGCCUGGCUCUUUUUCGACGACAUAAUGAGCAAGUGAGGCUGGCAGCCAAGGAGAGAAAGUUCCUAGAGUACACAGUAGGUGAUGGUUGGGAGCCAUUGUGUGCUUUUCUGAAGGCACCUGCCCCUGAGAAUACACCUUUUCCUAGAAAGGACGACUGGUUAGAAUAUAAGAAACAGAUACAUAAAUAA
Fusarium proliferatum ET1 is the source of this 537-nucleotide messenger RNA. RefSeq lists its product as uncharacterized. The record is from RefSeq and is a predicted model, not a curated record. Bases 1 to 537 code for a protein of 178 amino acids. The transcript has a single exon. NCBI's taxonomy places the organism in Eukaryota, Fungi, Ascomycota, Sordariomycetes, Hypocreales, Nectriaceae.